Prunus persica (peach) is the source of this 1592-nucleotide messenger RNA. RefSeq names its product chloroplast stem-loop binding protein of 41 kDa b, chloroplastic. Gene Ontology annotation, biological process: rRNA processing; photosynthesis. Gene Ontology annotation, molecular function: RNA binding; calcium ion binding. Bases 220 to 1371 code for a protein of 383 amino acids. The transcript has 10 exons. NCBI's taxonomy places the organism in Eukaryota, Viridiplantae, Streptophyta, Magnoliopsida, Rosales, Rosaceae. The record is from RefSeq and is a predicted model, not a curated record. Gene Ontology annotation, cellular component: photosystem II; cytosol; photosystem II oxygen evolving complex.
AGUGUGGAUAUAAACAAAUCAAAAAAGAGUGGUGGUGGGUCAUAUCCUCUUAUCCUCACUGAAUGUUCGAAGGAGAGAACGCCAAGAGAAGAAGAAGACGACGACGACAUGAAUAUUUCAAGAAUUUCAGUGAACCCAAAAGAAAGAAAGAAAGAAAGAAAGAAGAAGAAGAAGGUUGGUCUCGUGGUGGAUACAGAAUUCUAGUAAUAGAAGAGAGGCAUGGCACGGUUGGUGGCUGUGCAACCGCAGCAGAGACACCCUUCCUUCUCUCUCCUUCCUCCUUCCUCUCUCUCUGACUUCAAUGGCACCAGACUACUUCACUCCCAACUCCAGUGUAAAAGAAGGGUGUCACAGCCAAAAGUAGCAUUACAAGUUACAGCAUCAAGUGCAAAGAAGAUUCUUAUAAUGGGGGGCACCCGAUUCAUUGGUCUGUUCUUGUCAAGACUCCUUGUCAAAGAGGGUCAUCAGGUGACUCUGUUUACCAGAGGAAAAGCACCAAUCACUCAACAGUUGCCAGGUGAAUCCGAUAAGGACUACACAGAUUUUGCUUCAAAGAUUCUGCACUUGAAAGGAGACAGAAAAGACUAUGAGUUUGUGAAAUCCAGUCUUUCAGCUGAAGGCUUUGAUGUUGUUUAUGAUAUAAAUGGACGAGAGGCAGAGGAAGUUGUGCCAAUACUGGAGGGACUACCGAAGUUAGAACAGUAUAUAUACUGCUCUUCAGCCGGUGUCUAUCUCAAAUCUGAUCAAUUACCUCACUUUGAGACCGAUACAGUUGAUCCAAAGAGCAGGCACAAGGGAAAGCUUGAGACAGAGAGCUUGCUAGAAUCAAAGGGUGUCAAUUGGACUUCUAUAAGGCCAGUCUACAUCUAUGGACCAUUGAACUACAACCCUGUUGAAGAGUGGUUCUUCCACCGGUUGAAAGCUGGCCGCCCAAUCCCAGUUCCAAACUCAGGGAUACAAAUAACACAACUAGGUCAUGUUAAGGAUUUAGCGACAGCCUUCAUUAAGGUUCUUGGGAAUGAAAAGGCAAGCAAGGAAGUAUUCAACAUCUCUGGAGAAAAAUACGUCACCUUUGAUGGAUUAGCAAAAGCAUGUGCAAAGGCUGGUGGUUUUCCUGAACCUGAGAUCGUUCACUACAACCCCAAAGAGUUUGAUUUCGGCAAGAAGAAGGCAUUUCCAUUCCGUGACCAGCAUUUCUUUGCAUCGAUUGACAAAGCAAAGAGCGUGCUUGGCUGGAAACCUGAGUUUGACCUGGUGGAAGGUCUUGCAGACUCCUACAACCUAGACUUUGGUAGAGGAACUUUCAGGAAAGAAGCUGAUUUCUCAACAGAUGACAUCAUUCUUGGAAAGAGUCUGGUUCUCCAAAGCUAAUUGUUAUCAUCUCUUUUGCUCCCUCCAUUUUCUUCAAUCAGGAUCAAGAGACUUGUUACUUCUCAAAUCUAUGGUGCUAUAAUUUUCCAAAUUAUUUUUCUUCAAUGCAAAUCCCCUUGAGCCAAUUAGCAACCAUCUUCCUUCAGAGGUUGGGAUUUAGUCCAAUGUCCAAACAUUAUCUUGAAACUUUCAGUGUGUCAAGUCCAGAGACUAUCUAGAAA